AUGGAUGGGGCACCUUUGCAGUCCCAAUUGAACACGAACUUCACCUUAUCGCCCAUUUAUUUCACGAUCUUCUUCUACGACUAUGUUUUGACUUUGGGCUCAGAAGUUCGCUACUUCUGGCCACCCCGAAAUCGCCUGACAUGGCCUUCCUUUUUAUUUUUUCUGAACCGUUACUUGUCACUUCUUGGUAACAUCCUGUUUGCCAUCGAGGAUUUCAUGAAUCCUGUCAAUUUCGCGUGCAUGUCGUUCAGCUGCCGAAAGUUACAGAAGGCGAACCAACCUUAUGUCUCUGUCACUCAGAUCGUCGUCUGCGUGCUCUGCAUCUUUCGCGUCUCGGCUAUGUACAAUCACCAUCGCGCAGUAUUGAGCACCCUUAUCUCCUAUGGCUGUCUGAUGUUGGCCAUAGCCAUGUGGAUUGUUAUAUCAGGAAGUGAAGGACUGCCACCGAUGUUGAUGGACCCAGGCGUACCCGGCUGCAAUACCAUGGUCACGGAAGCACAGGCUAAACAGUACCUCGUUCCUUGGGCCUUAGUCCUAGGAUUUGACGCGCUGGUCUUCGGGUUGACGCUCGUCAAAGCCUCCAAGAUCGGAUGGGAAUCCCCAACGCACCUGGCCAAUGUCCUUGCCCGCGACGGAACCAUGUGGGCUUGCUCAAUUCUCGCUGGUCAAUCGUCAGAUCAGUUCAGCUGGUCAACUCGGCGGUAA
Molecule: messenger RNA, 705 nt
Organism: Stereum hirsutum FP-91666 SS1
Lineage: Eukaryota; Fungi; Basidiomycota; Agaricomycetes; Russulales; Stereaceae
Exons: 9
Coding region: 1-705 (234 amino acids)
Source: RefSeq, a predicted model, not a curated record